This is a messenger RNA of Girardinichthys multiradiatus, 4263 nucleotides long. Its product is annotated as arf-GAP with dual PH domain-containing protein 1-like. Bases 180 to 1322 code for a protein of 380 amino acids. The record is from RefSeq and is a predicted model, not a curated record. Gene Ontology annotation, molecular function: GTPase activator activity; phosphatidylinositol bisphosphate binding. Lineage: Eukaryota; Metazoa; Chordata; Actinopteri; Cyprinodontiformes; Goodeidae. The transcript has 11 exons. Gene Ontology annotation, biological process: positive regulation of GTPase activity. Gene Ontology annotation, cellular component: plasma membrane; intracellular membrane-bounded organelle.
GCAUCUGACAGCAUCAACACACCAGAGCAUGCUCAAAGUCUCUUCUUCCCUCCAGCUAAAAUGACAGCCUUCUUGGCUGUAGUUUAAACACUUUCCUGCUUCCGUGAGCACAGCGAGCUUGCUUUGGAUGACAGUUUGGGGGACUUCAAGCUUCUGCGCAGGAAUCGGAGAAGGAACGAAUGUUUGUGAUGGCUUCGGACCAGGAAAAGAUCAGAGAGCGCAUUAAAGAGCUUCUGAAAAAACCUGGGAAUGGAAACUGUGCCGACUGCGGAGUUGCAGACCCAGAGUGGGCAUCCUACACCCUGGGGGUGUUCGUGUGUCACAGCUGCUCAGGCCUCCAUAGAAACAUUGCUCAGAUCAGCAAGGUAAAGUCUCUGCUGCUGGAUCCCUGGAGCUCUUCUGAGUUAGAGUUUAUAGAUUCUGUGGGGAACAAUGAUGCCAAGGCUAAAUAUGAACAGAUAGUGCCUGCCUUCUACUAUCGUCCCACGUCCAAAGAUUGCAUGCUCCUACGGGACCAGUGGAUCCGAGCCAAGUACGAGAGGAAGGAGUUUAUGUGCGUGGAGAUGCAGGAGCCCUACUCAGCAGGCUACAGGGAAGGAUGCUUGUGGAAGCGAGGAAGAGACAACGGACAGUACCUCAGCCGAAAAUUUAUUCUGACUGAACGUGAAGGUGUCCUUAAAUACUUCAACAAGCAUGAUGCCAGAGAGCCCAAAGCAAUCAUGAAGCUCAACACUGUGAAUGCUACUUUCCAGCCAACUAAAAUUGGCCUUCCUCACGGGCUGCAGAUUACCUAUUUGAAAGAUAACAGCACCAGGAAUGUCUUUGUUUACCAUGAGGAUGGGAAGGAAAUGGUGGACUGGUUCAAUGCAAUCAGAGCGGCAAGAUAUCACUACCUGCAGGUGGCAUUUCCUGGUUCUCCAAACUCUGAGUUGUUGCCAAAGCUCACCAGGAACUACAUAAAGGAGGGUUACAUGGAGAAGACUGGCCCAAAGCACACUGAAGGCUUCAAGAAGAGGUGGUUUACAAUGGAUGACAGGAGGCUCAUGUACUUCAAAGAUCCUCUGGAUGCCUAUGCACGAGGUGAGGUUUUCAUCGGCAGUAAGGAAAACAGCUACACCGUCCUUCCUGGCCUCCCUUCUAAUGUUCAGGGGACCCACUGGCCAUUUGGGAUUACUAUAGUGACUCCAGACAGGAAGUUUCUUUUCGCCUGUGAGACUAAAGAGGAUCAGAAAAACUGGAUGGCAGCAUUUCAGAUUGUUAUCAACAGACCGAUGCUGCCACAGGAGUAUGCCCUGGAGGCUUAUUUUAAGCACAAGCGAUGAUUGUCCCUCUGCUGAAAGUGCAUCUCACAGUGGAGACAAAAACUGAUGUUUGAUCCACAGGUGAAAGAGCUUUAACAACCCCUCUUCUUCAUCAACCACUUUGACCUUAGCAACAACAGCAGCCACACCCAUUUCUCUAAAAACAUCUGUCACUCCAAAGCUCCUGGAUGCUAGGACAAGUACGCUCCUAAUAUAACAUGCUCAUUUGUUGUGUGAUGUGACCUACAUACUUGAAACAGGACAAAACUGUUGCUGCUUGGAUGUGAGGAAACAUCAUUGUCUAAUUUUAAUUUACAUUCUAUAAUAAUCAACACUGCAAUUACUGGUCUUUACUGCAAAUGAAUGAAGUGUGGACCAUUUGACAGUAAUAUGAAGACUGCAAGAAUAAUAUGACACAAGACUAACAAGGUGUAGAUAGUCUCACAUAUGCAUGUUAUAUGUUCAAGUGCAAUUGUAUUUAAUUAUUUAUUUUUUUAACUGUUUAAAUAGAUAUGCAAUUCCUGUAAUAUUGUAAUAUCAAGCACUGAUUUACUUUUUUUUUCAAUUAAGCAGCUUCAUGUUAAAUCCAGGUUUUCAUUGCAGUCUUUUUAUGUUAAUGGGUGACAUGUUAUUGCAUUUUCCUACAGCAGAGGGAGACAAAUUAAAAAUUUAACAAGUGUUACCCUAAAAUCUCCAGCGGCUCAUUUAUCUCACCUAACUGGUGCCCGCAGGGCAUGAACAGUGAAUAGAAAGGCAGGGGGACGUUUUAUUAUCAGCUAUGGUUCCUUUAAAAUCUGUUAGCGCCAUUUUAAUAUCUGCAUUGUUUUUAAAUGCUAUUGUUUAGAUCAAGGACAGAUUAUGGAGCAAAAACCAUCUGUAUGAAUGUGCGGCACAGGGGGUGUGCAGGUUAAAGGUUUUUAAGAUCCAGAUUGAGUCUACAAAUGCAAAUGUUUAUUAAAAAAAUACACAUUUUUGUCUUCCCCAAAGAAUAGAUUUUAUUUUGUUAACAGAUACAAACAUACAAGUUUGAAUGUUCUUAAGAAAACAUGGCACUAUAUAUCACACUUAUAUUUAUAUUCAAAUAUCACAACAACACAGACAUUUACAUAUACUGCAUAAUAGGGAUGUCCAUGAUCCAGAUUUUUUUUGGUCCCCAUUUCUGAUGUCAGUUAUUCAAGAUUAGGCAUUUGCAGAUACAGAGUCAGAUUCUUCAUUAACAAAUAUAGCAUAUAUAUGCUUGAAAACCAGUUAGCUUUAAAACGCACAACAUACGUCUUAUCUAAAAUGUGCUUGUAUUUAUUUCUUUCUAAAUAUAAAACUGACCUGAAGCAUAUAGUAAAAGUCUUCGGUAAACUCACAUGUUGUCCUAUCUGAUGAUAUUUUACUGCUGAACAGUUUUUUUCUAUAUUAAAAUGAGUUUUGUUUUGAUAUGACCUGUAGAUAAUUUGGCUCGUAACAUAUUUCACUUUGAUUUUCAAAACUUAGAGAAAAAGGGGUUCUGCUGCUACAUAAGCUUGGCGCUUUGCUUUCAAUGUCAUAAAAUUUAACAAGAAGUGGUUCCAAGUCUCUUUCUUCCAUAAACCAAGAGCUGUUUUGGUGUAUCUGAGAGCAGCGCACAGACCGUGGCUGACGAAAUAGCAGACAGUAGACCAACAGGUAUCGGGAUUUGAGCUUUUUCAGGGACUUGGAUCAGCACAUCCAUAUUUCUAAUACAACAUGUAAGAUAACUUCACAGGUAACUCCAUUGAAAGUACUAUUAGGGUUUACUAAAACAUCUAAAUGUGGGGAAAAUCAGUAUUUACAAAAUUUUUGACAUAGUUUAAUGCCUGUUGUUUACAUAUAGUGUAUUUAAACAUUAGACUUUUUAUCCAUGCAUCCAUUUUCUAUUCCUGCUCAGCUUCAUGGUCAUUGAGAUGCUGGUGACUAUCUCGAAUGGUUAGCAGGUGAGAGGUGGGCUAUAUCCUGGACAGGUCACCAAUUCCUCACAAAGCCAACACAUGACAUGUGGGGCAAACAACCAUUUACACACUCACUCACACUUCAGGGUGAUUUAAAUUCUCCAAUUAACCUAGCAUGCAUGACUUUGGACUAUGGGAGGGAUACCCAGAAAGAACCCAGUCAUGCACCGGGAGAACAUGGAAACCUCACAUCAGUAAGACCCCAGCUGCAAUUCAAGUCCAAGAUUCUCUUGCUGUGAGGAAACAGGUCUAACCACUAUCCAAAGUGCUACCUCAAUUAGGUUUUAGAUAAAGAAAAAAAUGUAGUAGAUCAUGACAAAUAGAAGUUACCAAUGCAAGAUAGAUAUUUGUACAAUUAAGAGUUUUCAAGCUCUUCUCAUCAGUAACUUGGUAUCCAAAAUAGCAGCUUUUGCUGUGUGAUGAAAGGAUGCAAAUCCCUAAAUUAUCCACCCAUGAAUAAUCAAAAUAUUCUGAAUUAGUGCUGGUAAGUCAACCGGACUUUUUGGAGCCUGCUAAAUCACUUCUUUGAUAAUUGAAACACGGACAGGAGAAACAUUACGACAUCUAGUUUUAAUGUAAGUUAACAUUUUGACAGAAGCUGCCAAUAUGGAUAUAAACAUUAACAUGUGGGAAAUAAGCUGCCUGACAAAACAAGCAUCUUCUCAACAAAAAGAAGGAUAUUGUUAUGAUUAAAUUAAUUUGAAUAAAAGUAAUUACACAUGGCAAAGACUGUACAGCUGCAUUGAAAAGUAAAAACGUUUACUACUAACAGGCAGCCAACUGAGCUGUUCUAUCUUUUAUAUGUUUAAUCUUAACCUUGGUCUCCAUUCACAUUUAAAGAAACAGGGAGGUGAAGAGAAGCACGAUAAAAACAAAUGAAAAGAAGACAAACAAAAGGUUAACAAGCUUUUACGACUGUAUAGAGGUGUCCAGAAAUGAUUUCCAACAUUAAAACGAUGAUUGAUCAGCACAUGAACACACAUUUUCAGCCUAUUAGGUCCUGC